This is a messenger RNA of Lemur catta (Ring-tailed lemur), 2004 nucleotides long. RefSeq names its product neuronal differentiation 2 (gene NEUROD2). The transcript has 2 exons. The coding region runs from base 199 to 1347 and encodes 382 amino acids. Gene Ontology annotation, biological process: nervous system development; regulation of DNA-templated transcription. The record is from RefSeq and is a predicted model, not a curated record. Lineage: Eukaryota; Metazoa; Chordata; Mammalia; Primates; Lemuridae. Gene Ontology annotation, molecular function: protein dimerization activity.
AGAGAUGCCACACUCGCUCCGCGGUUCGCAUGGCGCUCUGAAGACGCCGGCGCCCGCCGCCUUGAGGAGCCGCUGCCCCCGCUCCCUGAAGAUGGGGGAACAAUGAAAUAAGCGAGAAGAUUCCUCUUCUCCCCCCUCUCUCUCUUGCCCCCUCCCCCCCUCCCCUCCCCUCUCCCCUUGACUCCUCUCCGAGGCACCAUGCUGACCCGCCUGUUCAGCGAGCCCGGCCUCCUUUCGGACGUGCCCAAGUUCGCCAGCUGGGGCGACGGAGACGACGACGAGCCGAGGAGCGACAAGGGCGACGCGCCGCCGCCGCCUCCGCCUGCGCCCGGGCCGGGGGCUCCGGGGCCCGCCCGGGCUGCCAAGCCAGUCCCCCUCCGUGGAGAAGAGGUGCCGGAGGCCACGUUGGCCGAGGUCAAGGAGGAGAGCGAGCUGGGGGGCGAGGAGGAGGAGGAAGAGGAGGAGGAGGAAGGGCUGGACGAGGCGGAGGGCGAGCGGCCCAAGAAGCGCGGGCCCAAGAAGCGCAAGAUGACCAAGGCGCGCCUGGAGCGCUCCAAGCUUCGGCGGCAAAAGGCGAACGCACGAGAGCGCAACCGCAUGCACGACCUGAACGCGGCGCUGGACAACCUGCGCAAGGUGGUGCCCUGCUACUCCAAGACGCAGAAGCUGUCCAAGAUCGAGACGCUGCGCCUAGCCAAGAACUACAUCUGGGCGCUCUCGGAGAUCCUGCGCUCCGGCAAGCGACCAGACCUAGUGUCCUACGUGCAGACUCUGUGCAAGGGUCUGUCGCAGCCCACCACCAAUCUGGUGGCAGGUUGCCUGCAGCUCAACUCCCGCAACUUCCUCACAGAGCAGGGCGCCGAUGGCGCGGGCCGCUUCCACGGCUCGGGCGGCCCGUUCGCCAUGCACCCGUACCCGUACCCGUGCUCGCGCCUGGCGGGCGCACAGUGCCAGGCGGCCGGCGGCCUGGGCGGCGGCGCGGCGCACGCCCUGCGGACCCACGGCUACUGCGCCGCCUACGAGACGCUGUAUGCGGCGGCGGGCGGUGGCGGCGCGAGCCCGGACUACAACAGCUCCGAGUACGAGGGCCCGCUCAGCCCCCCGCUCUGUCUCAAUGGCAACUUCUCGCUCAAGCAGGACUCGUCGCCCGACCACGAGAAGAGCUACCACUACUCUAUGCACUACUCGGCGCUGCCCGGCUCGCGGCCCACGGGCCACGGGCUAGUCUUCGGCUCGUCGGCUGUGCGCGGGGGCGUCCACUCGGAGAAUCUCUUGUCUUACGAUAUGCACCUUCACCACGACCGGGGCCCUAUGUACGAGGAGCUCAAUGCGUUUUUUCAUAACUGAGACCUCGCGCCGGCCCCCUUCUUUUUCUUUUGCCUUUGCCCGCCACCCUGCCCUCAGCCCCCUGAGCGCAGGGACGCCCCCACCUACCCCGGCGCCGGGCGCGGGGAGCAGGCCGCCGGUCCUACCGCUCUCUUAGGCAGCGUGGUCCUCUUACCUGUGGGUGGCCCGUCCCAGGGGCCUCGAUUCCCCCAGGGGACUCGCCUUCUCUCUCCCCAAGGGAUUUCCUCCUCCUUUCUCCCAGGGAGUGCUUCUCCAGGGACCUCGCUCCGGGCGCUCCCUGGAGACACCCCUCCCCCAUUCCCAAUAUCUUCGCUUGGAUUUCCUCCUCCCGUUCCUCCCUGCAGGCCCAGAGGCUUUGGUAAGGGGGGAGCUGAGCUGUAGGAUGCGGUUUUCCCCUCUCAUUAUUAUUAUUUUAAAAAGACACCCAGCUGCCGAGCCCGAAAGGAGCAGGGCGACCCCCCUUUCUUGAAGAGGGCAGAAGUCAGGGUGCCGGAGCCCGUGCCUGGAGCGUCCUCACCCCCAACCCCGAGUCUCCGCGUUUUGCGAUUUUAAUUUUGGCGGGAGGGGAUGUGGAUUGAGAGGAAAGAGAUAGACCAAGACAAUUUGUAACUAGAAUCCGUUUUUCUUUUUUUGUUUUUUAAAACAAACAAACAUACA